Molecule: messenger RNA, 1585 nt
Organism: Stegodyphus dumicola
Lineage: Eukaryota; Metazoa; Arthropoda; Arachnida; Araneae; Eresidae
Product: dihydropyrimidinase-like
Biological process (GO): pyrimidine nucleobase catabolic process
Cellular component (GO): cytosol; cytoplasm
Molecular function (GO): dihydropyrimidinase activity
Source: RefSeq, a predicted model, not a curated record
GAGACUAUGGCUUAGCAUCCUUAUCUAAAAUUUGUGAAAGGCGAAGAGUGGCUCCUAGGCAGGCUCGAUGUGCAUACCCCUGCCGGUUUCCAUGGAGUGAGGCUUUUCUAGCCUCGUCCAGACGUCUAGCUGAUAUUACGCGACGGUCGUAUCGAUCGCUCUGAAUGCUCGGCAGAGCAGACCGAUUUCCAACAUCCAGGUUUCAGGUCUGCCGCCAACUGUUUGAUUUUGGGCUUGGCUUCGAGAGCCGCUCCCAUCCAAACAAACUCCGGACAUAUCAGCAUCUUGUAACCAGCUCUUUCCCACCUGCUUCUUCAAUUUUUGUUCGAAAAAAAAAAAAAUUCUUUCGCGAACGUAAUGAUUUUAUAAUAGCUGAAGAUUUCGCUAGUUUUAAAAAAACAGUAACUCUGAUCCUUAGUGCUGAUGUGUGUGUGAGCUUUCUCUUCUUGAUUGUGUGUAAUUUAACUCCACAUUCAUGAUGUCUAAAACACCGGCUGGUACUCCUGUAAAGAAAAUUCCAAUCCAUCUUCAAGCUUCGCAUAGCAGACUAUUAAUUAAAGGUGGCAAAGUCGUCAAUGACGACUUGAUGUUCACUGCUGAUGUGUAUAUUGAAGAUGGUCUAAUAAAGCAAGUGGGAAAAGACAUUUUUCCACCUGGGGGUUCAAGAAUUAUUGAAGCCAAAGGAAAGCUAAUUAUACCAGGUAAUUUGGCACUUUAUUCCUAACUUUCUUAACACUGUGACUCUAAUGUUUACUUUUAAAGUUUCACAACAGCUUUAAAAUUAGCUUACCUCUUUAAAGCAAAUGUCAUGUGCUCUGAAGGAAUUUGUCUAAACAACUAAAGGUAAAACUUAUAUUUCCUGAAGCUCUAACACUCGUACAGCAACAAAUUAAAUACAGGUUAUCUGAAAAUUCCUUAACUCCACAUACGGGGGGGGGGGAAGGUAGAGAACAUCAGUAUGAAGUGAAAGAGGAAAACUGGAAACAGUAACUGUGCAUAUCACUUGCAGAACUAAAAAUUACUCAUUUAUCUUACUAGGUUAACUCGUUAAAUACCAAGCCUAUUUUUCUUGAUCUAAGGCCUCUCCUUAGGGACCAGUGUGGUGUUCAACAUGUUAAAUAUUUUUCCAGGUACAUGAUUGAUUUUGUAACAUGAUGGAUAAAUGCAUAUGAAUGUUGAUGCUUAUCUUGGAUAUUUUUGUAGUGUAAUAGCUUAUUUUCAGAAGUAGUUAAAUUUCAUCUUUUGUAAAAAUUUUGUUUUGUCACUAGCAUUUCAGUGUAAAUGUUUUCUUGUCAGCUUUAAAAUGGAAUAAUACUUGUUUAUUAAUUGUAAUAAAAAUAUAAAUAUGCAAGAGAAUUUUUUUAUCAGCUGCAGUUGUAUGGUCAUGCUAAUCCAAUAAUUUUCUCUUGGUUGUUAACUGAUCUAGCUUCUAUCAAUAAAUUAUGGUCAUUUAUAUUUUUUUAAUAUUAAGCUUUUUUCCUCAAAUAUUUUAAUUGACACAAAAUUUUGUUUACCAUCUCUGCUCUGAAUAACUAUUGUUAAGUUUUAAUGUAAAAAAAAAAAAAAAAAAAAAAAAAAAAAAAAA